Messenger RNA from Penicillium odoratum, 408 nucleotides. RefSeq lists its product as uncharacterized. The transcript has 2 exons. The record is from RefSeq and is a predicted model, not a curated record. Lineage: Eukaryota; Fungi; Ascomycota; Eurotiomycetes; Eurotiales; Aspergillaceae. The coding region runs from base 1 to 408 and encodes 135 amino acids.
AUGGACCAACAGAAUCUGCCUACAGUGACCCUGGAUACAGCGAUCCUUCAUACGGUUACCAACCCGCCGCCCCUGGCGCUCUACCACCCCAGUCGCAAUCGCGUUCAAUGCGCCCACCAGGACCAUCUGGACCAGGACGACCAACUCCCGGAUAUGACAGUCGGCGCGGCUACUCUGGUGAAAGACAACCUCUACAGAAAAGCUCCAGGCCUCCGGUAUCUCGUCCUCCGCGACAAGGCGAAGGCUUCGAUAGCCCUUUCCCUGCAGUUCCACCCGGUAGAGACCCCAGAGAUCCGAGAGCUAGAGACCCCAGAGAUCCAAGAGCUAGAGACCCUAGAGACCCGAGAUCGAGAGACCCUAGAGACCCAAGAGAUCCUAGAAACCGACGACCUCCCCCUGACGGGAUAG